CGUUUUCUAGAUAUAAAUAUAACUUUUGCUCUAAUUUGCAUGAUGCCGGUCAUUUGGUUAUUUUAUGCCAAAUAUGAAACAGACACCGAACUUGCUACAAGAGUGGGUAUAAAGUUUACUCAAUUUAAAAUAUAAUAUAGAAAGUAUAAUAUAGAAAAUCUGCUUGUCGACCAUGAUGAUUUCGUAGAUUUCGUAAGUAAACGACAACAGUUUGACGAUUAUGGUCAUAUAAAAUUCGGGAAAAGGGAACAAUUCAAAGAUUAUGGUUAUAUGCAAUUUGGCAAGAGGUACGAUUAACUACCGAU
Bombus terrestris (buff-tailed bumblebee) is the source of this 305-nucleotide messenger RNA. RefSeq lists its product as uncharacterized. The annotation marks the transcript as partial. The transcript has 2 exons. Lineage: Eukaryota; Metazoa; Arthropoda; Insecta; Hymenoptera; Apidae. The record is from RefSeq and is a predicted model, not a curated record.